CGAGUAGGGAAGGCCAAUACAAGUAGCGGGAGAUGGUGUCGAUGGAAAUCGAGAUGUCCUGCGGUCUUGGCGUCGUAGUGCUCGGCCAAGAGCUGAGUACGGAGGCCUCGUGCGUCGGGGAUGCAAAGUCGGCGAGUGCCUUUGGUAUCGAUGUAGAGGAGAUUGUUGUGGAGGGAGUAGUCGGGAACUGGGUCAAGAUCGCGGAGCUUGUUGUAAACGCGGGCUUGGCGUGGAGUGAUAUCUUUCUUGGAGAGGAUGGAGGACACGAUGGUGUUGUCGGUGCGGAUGGUGAAGUAUUGCCCGUCGAGGUACGGGCGCUAGACUGUGAGGGCGUGAAUCACGGCGAGGAGUUCCUUCUCGUUGGAGGGGUAAUUCAUCUCCGCGGGAAGGAGCUUCUUGCUUGCGAAGGCGAUAGGGUAUUCGCCAGGUGGAGCCUCGGGGUGAGUGGGCGAGUCCUUGAUGGAGGGGGUCUCGRCGGUGUCGCGGGGGAAAUGUUGGGACAGUWCGGCUCCGAUGGCGAAGUCGGAGGCGUCRGUGGUGACAUAGAAAUGGCGAGUGGGGCGGCGAUCUUGAGGACAGGGGCCGUGGUGAUGGUUUGCUUGAAAUUUUUGCUCUCGGAGGAUCGCGAGGAUUUGGUGGAGGUGCUGAAGGUGGGACUCGAAGGUGGGGCUGAAGACAAGGAUGUCAUCAAGGUAGACAACGACACAGACUUCGAGGAGGUUGCGGAAGAUGUGGUUCAUGGUGGAUUGGAAGGUAGCGGGGGCAUUGGCGGUGUGCUGGAUGCAUCGGAUGAGGGAGGAGGUAGAGGGAACGGAACGAUGGUGGGGGUUGAAGGGUUGGUGGAUAUGGCGGUAGAGGUGGUAGGAGUGGAGGAGGUCGGCAGGGGGGUGUUGCUGGAGGCGGCUGUGGAGGAGGGAGUGGUUUGCACUGUGGAGGCUGGAGUGGUUUGCACUGUGGGGGUUGGAGUGGUUUGCGUGGUGGUGACGACCGUGAUGGAGGGGAUGGUCCCUUCGAUCGUGGUGACGCGGUCGCAUAAGGACGAGACGUUGGCCUUUAUGUCGUCGAGAGAGGCGGUGACGGAGGUUUGGAAGGUGUUGAGUGCAUGGAGGAUGGCAGAGAGGUCGGGGGUGGCGGUGUUGGCUGGUGGUUGUUCGCCUGCAAGGUUGCGGGCGAUGCUAUCGACUGAGUCGGUGCGGAUGUCAGACAUGUUGAUGGAGGGUGCGGCCAUGUUGGGGGAAGAGUGGGUGGAGGACGUGGCCUGAACGGGAGUGGAAGAUGCAGCAGCAGCGGUGGCGGCGGCGGCAACACGUU
This is a messenger RNA of Chara braunii, 1311 nucleotides long. The record is from the annotation of a GenBank genome assembly. NCBI's taxonomy places the organism in Eukaryota, Viridiplantae, Streptophyta, Charophyceae, Charales, Characeae.